AGUCGCGCUCCCGGCUCGCUUAGAGGCGGCCGGGACGAGCCGCCGAUAAACGGGGCCGCCCGUCCGCUUUUCGGUUCUCUUCCUUCCUCCCGUAGGCGCGGGGAAAGAGCGGGAUCGGCCGGUCCGACGGGGCCGCGGUUCCUCAGGCGGGGAGCGCGUGCACGCGUCCGCGGGGGGGAGGUGGCGGCGGCGGCGCGCUCCCGCCUGGCGCGCCCCCCGCCUGGCGUCCGGCGCAUGCGCCGUGCGGGCCGGCCCGUCUCCUCCCGCGUCGGCGGUGGGCGCCGCGGCCGGUCCUGGUCCCCGCGGACGCCGUGGUCGCCGUGGUCGCCGUGGUCGCCGUGGUCGCAGGCCCCAUGGUGGGGUUCGGGGCCAACCGGCGGUCCGGCCGCCUGCCCUCCCUGCUGCUGCUGGGGCUGCUGGUGGCCGUGGCCGUGCUGGCCUUCAACUACUGGAGCGUGUCGUCCCGCCACGUCCUGCUGCAGGAGGAGGUGGCCGAGCUGCAGGGCCAGGUGCAGCGCACCGAGGUGGCCCGCGGCCGCCUGGAGAAGCGCAACUCCGACCUGCUGCUCCUCGUCGACUCGCACAAGAAGCAGAUGGACGUGAAGGAGGCCGACUGCGGCCGCCUCAGCGGACAGCUGCAGGCCCGAGAGGGACAGGGCCGGAGGUGCGAGGAGGACAAGGUCAAGUUGCAGAACAAUAUAUCGUAUCAGAUGGCAGACAUCCAUCGUCUAAAAGAGCAACUUGCCGAGCUACGCCAGGAGUUCCUCCGCCAAGAGGACCAGCUUCAUGACUUCAAGAAGAACAACACUUACCUUGGGAGGAGGCUGGAGUAUGAGAGUUUUCAGUGUGGACAGCAGAUCAAGGAACUCCGGGCUCAGCAUGAAGAAAAUAUUAAGAAGCUGGCGGACCAGUUUUUGAAAGAACAAAAGCAGGAGGCCCUGAAGGUCCAGUCCAAUAAAGAAAACGAGCAGAAUAGACCGGGUGGCCCGGGGCCCCAGCCUGCCGCCGAGGGAGCGGAGCCCGCCCCGUCUAAGAAUGAGGAACCCUCGAGCAACCACGUCCCCCUGGGCAAAGAUCAGGCGAAAGGCGGAAGCGACGCGGGCAUGCCCGGGAUCGAGGAGAAUGACCCUUCCAAAGCGGAAGACCUUCCCACCGCUCUCAAGAAGCCCCUUCUUUCUGCUCACCGGGAAGCCCAUCAGGUGAACGUGCAUCCGCCCACCGGACAGCCCCACCCCCAAAAAGCGGCUCCAGGUGGAAACUCUGACGAAAACCCCGCACCUCCGAAGCCCAUCCCUGCCAAUCCUCUGCAGCGUCUAAUUACCGGCCAAAACGGGGAGAAAGACGGCGAGCGCAGAGCUAACCCUGACCUGCUCAAGCCAGUGCCAAAAGAGAGAGUCGGUGACUUCCACAAGAUGAAGCAAAGCCGGUUCUUUGAUGAGAACGAGUCCCCCGUUGAUCCGCAGCGGGGCUCUAAAGUGGCGGAUUACAACGGGGACGAUGGGAACGUAGGUGAGUACGAGGCCGACAAGCAGGCCGAGCUGGCUUACAAUGAGGAAGAGGAUGGUGACGGUGGCGAAGAAGACAUCCAAGACGACGAGGAACGAGAACUUCAAAUGGACCCCGCGGACUACGGCAAGCAGCGCUUCAAUGACGUUCUGUGAAUCCCGCCGCCGAGGAAGACGGCAGGAAGCCCGAGCGCGACGACCACCGGACCCGCUCGGCUCCGGGGCUCCUUGGCUUUCGUCGCCAGAGUCGGUUGUCGAGAAAGAGGAAAAGCGGAUUUCUUCAGAAACAACAAGUGCGCCGAGAACUUUAGCAGAUGAAUGCAAGUGACACUUGGGAUCCCGUACACGUGUCCAUCCGUGAACUCUUGCGUCUUGCUUCAUCCCAACAGGAGCCGCUUUGGCUCCCUUUCAGCGAGCCAGUCUUAAGGAAAGCCAAACGGACACAUUUCAGAACUCAUUUGAGUCCGCCUCGAAUCUACAGACGGUUCAACUGGAGAAACGUUUCGGUUGUUUUUUCCCAGUUUGUAUGUCGUUGCCUAGAGCAGACCCACGGAGGGCACAGGGAUACGGUGACAUCCCGCCCCUUUUCCGAACUCACGAAUUCUCCGUUAGCCUGAGAUGUGUUUGGCCCCAGCGUCGUAGCUUCCGUUUGCCCCAAGCCGCUCGACCGGUGCCCCCCCCCCCCCCGGCUUAGGGUAGUCCCGGGGGCCUCCACAAGGACCCGCGGGGAUCAGCCAAACUGUGUGCGCGAGACCCCCCUGCCCCCGGCUCCCCGCCUUCCCUUCUCCUCUGCACACUUUUUUAACGUGGGUGCUGUUUUGUAUUUUGCAGAGAGUGGAGCUACCUGGAAGCACACAUGUGCCGUGUCUGUGAGUCGCACCUUAGUUCUCAAAAUGAAGGGCCGCCCGGUUAACUUAAUGUCCCAUAGCUCUCAUCCUCCAUCCCCCGCAACCCCAGCACCGGUUAACGUUGGCCACGUUUUCUAGAACCUCCAUGUUCGUGUCGGGGACAGUGGCCGGUCUGGUCCCGAGCGUUCACAUCGGGAUCGCCGAGUCCUCCUACCGGUGAGACUGACCCAGUGUUUUCCCAGCUCCCACCCGGAAGGUUAGGGCACUUCCCCGGCAUCCCGUUUAGUUGAGAGGUGGAGGAGCUGGGACACGGCAGUCGGGAUGUGAGGGGGUGUUCAGAGCAAUUCGAGGAGGAGUCUUCUCAAACCUUUUCGUUCCCAUCGGCCGGGAGGACUGCGGUACAUCCUUCGGGAUUUCUUCAUAGGCGACGCCCACCCCGCUCGCCCUUCUCCAGUACCCAAAUGUCCGCCCGCCUGAAAUGGACUGCAGCUCUCUGGCCAGCAUUUGAUCCGUCUGCUCUUGUGGCUUUCCUGUCUCAGAAGGUGGAGACUUUUAUGGGGACUCUGGUUUGAGGCAUUUUUGCAGAGUGGGCUGCGUCCCUUUGAGGGGGAUUUAAGGCUCUUGAUCCAAACUCGGUUCUGAAGGCUACGGUUGAGAGCACAAAAAAUAGGAUAUUUUCUCUUCUCAGGUUCAAGUCUGAAAUCAAAACUUACUUGGGAGGGAAUUGCUGGCAGCUUGUGGUUUUUCCCUCAGGCGGAGGUGGUGUGUCCCCACCUUAAGAGCUCUGCAGGAAGAGAAAAUCAUUUUUUAAAGGGGCCCCUGGGUCCCUCCUCAUCUCUCCCUCCGCUGCCCCACUUCCCCCCGCCCGGGUAUGAGCGGAUCGGCUCCCGGUGUCAUAGGUUCAGGUCCAGCCAAGGAGGUGAUUGUUGGAAAAAAACAUUUUGAGCCAUUUUAAAUUGGGGCGGGGAAUCGAAAAGGCUUCCGAUAAAGCCUAAGAACUGCCCCCUUCCCCUCCCCCUGCAAAAAAAAAUACCUUCUCAAAUUUCAACUUUGAUAAAAUAAAUCUGCUUGUGAGGUGAAACAGCCAUUUGGCCUUCGGCGUAGCCAUCACUUCUUGUCCCGGCAAGAGUUUUGCACGUAGCAGCCUGGGGUUCUUACAGACUUGGAGAUCUCAGACCAUUGGACAGAUCUCACCGCAUUCACCGCCCCCACCCCGCCUACAACUCUUAAAAUAUUCCCGUGCAUUCAUCUCAUCAAAUUUCUCCAUUCAGUAGUCUUUUAAUCUUGCUGGUUAUACACUCUAAAGUUUUACUUCUGCCUUAAGGUUUAAUUUUUUUUAUGUAGUUUUUGCCCUGAAAUAAGUGUUUAAUUUGAUGACUCUGCUAUUGAAACCCCAAGUUUAUUGGGUUCCAAAUUAAGGAUUAAUAAAAAAAAAAAACCUUGUUUAA
Molecule: messenger RNA, 3801 nt
Organism: Ornithorhynchus anatinus (platypus)
Lineage: Eukaryota; Metazoa; Chordata; Mammalia; Monotremata; Ornithorhynchidae
Gene: GOLM2
Product: golgi membrane protein 2
Exons: 10
Coding region: 354-1661 (435 amino acids)
Source: RefSeq, a predicted model, not a curated record